Messenger RNA from Pelobates cultripes (western spadefoot toad), 492 nucleotides. Lineage: Eukaryota; Metazoa; Chordata; Amphibia; Anura; Pelobatidae. The record is from the annotation of a GenBank genome assembly.
AUGGCCACCGCCAUGUGCACUCAAGCCACAUUCUUGAAGAAAGGCUGGAAGUUAUACUGGCCGCCUUCUGGAAGAAACUGGCACAGACCCAAACAGCCAAAAAGGCCCCUCGUCAGCCAGUCAUCCCUCUGGCGCAUACACCAGCCCCGACAAGCACCGAGGAGCCACUGGACGGGACGAAGCGAGGGAGGAGAGCGAGAGCUACCCCUCGACUCCUGGGCCAUAGACCACGCAUCAGAAACCGCCUACCUGGGUCCCGACGCAGGCCGAAAGCCCACGCGCAUGGCCCACUGCGGCUCGAGCCAAGAGGACACUACUGGGGGGACCACGCUUGGCACACAACCAGCGGGGGCCAAGAUGGACACUCAGUGCCUUACCCGCCAACAAACUAACAAAGCUGAAGGGCUGAAGGGCUUUGACUCGGUACCUGGAGGAAACACCCAGACACAGAACGUAAGCCCACCACACAAGAUACCCACGACAGGCUGGUGA